This is a messenger RNA of Ruditapes philippinarum (Manila clam), 2668 nucleotides long. RefSeq names its product hemicentin-1-like. Lineage: Eukaryota; Metazoa; Mollusca; Bivalvia; Venerida; Veneridae. The transcript is spliced from 10 exons. The record is from RefSeq and is a predicted model, not a curated record. Bases 8 to 2668 code for a protein of 886 amino acids.
ACUUGCCAUGCAUUCUUGUCUGUUAAGUAGAAUGGAUAUGCAUAGUUUUGGAAUUAUCUUUUGUUUGCAAAUCUUUUACGUUAAUGGAUGGCAGUGUCCGACCAAUCAAGUCAAUCGGAGCUCUUAUAUAAAAACUGGGGAACAGGCAGUCAUAGGUUUUCAGACAACUUUGAGAAAUUAUCAUCGGACGCUGGUGUAUAGUGUGACAAACCACAAGGGAGACAAUCUUUAUGCUGCAACUUUCUACAAAAAUGUUUUCAAGAGUGAAAAUGUAUAUUUAGGCUCAGAAUUUAUUGGCAAUGCUGGUAUAGGGAAUUUUACAAUAAAGACUGCUGCUGUAAAACAAGAUGAUGGUGGAAUGUAUUUACUUCAAUAUAAAGAAGGAACAGGAGUUUUGUCUACUUUGGAGUGCUUGAAACUAUAUAUUUUAGGAAAGCCAAAAAAAGCAACAAUAACUCAAGACAACAAUAACAUUCUUGGAAGAGACAGCAGAUUGACUUGCAACAGUUUAUCAACAACAUACCCAACAAAUCAUACACUAAACCUUGUCUACAACUGGAAAGUAAAUAAUGUCACCAAUCCUUCUAACAGUAACAAGUAUGUUUAUUCUACAUCAAGAAAUCAGUUGACUAUAAAGGCUGUAAGUAAAGAAGAUGCUAACACACGCUUUACGUGUAGUGCUUCAGAAUCUGGAAGCUCUAUUACUGGGUUGUCUUCUUAUGAAAGUGAUCUGCUGACGUUCCAAGUUAUAUAUGGUCCAGAUGCAGACACUACAAGACUGAGCCCACCAAAUACACAAUACACCCUAAAUGAAGGUGUUACAUUGCCUGAUAUAACAUGUAGUGGUGAAUGUUACCCACGUUGUAAUUAUGAAUGGUUAAAGUCAGGUACAACAGUAAACAACCGUGCCGUGCUAUCCCUUGGUCAAUUAUUCAAAACAGAUGCUAGCAUAUAUACAUGUGAAGUUACAAAUUCCAAUUCAACAACAAUCAGUGAAAUAAGGAAACAAGUUACAGUAAAUGUAAUUUAUGGUCCAGAUGCCAGUACAACAAGCCUUACACCUACUACUACAUCUUACACUAGUAAUGAAGGAUCAUCUCUUGAUACUAUACGCUGUUCUGGUAAUUGUUAUCCUGCCUGUAAUUAUAAAUGGACUAAAACAGGAAACAAUAGAUUUACACCUGUCAAUAAUGGCAAUUUAUCACUUGGUUCCCUUCAACGAGAUGAAGCUGGUACCUAUACCUGUACUGUUAUUAAUCCUACAAGUAAACGAGAACAAACAAAAACUGUAUCCAUCUAUGUUAUAUUUGGUCCUGAUGCCAGUACAACAAGCCUUACACCUAGUACUACAUCUUACACUCGUAAUGAAGAAUCAUCUCUUGAUACUAUACGUUGUUCUGGUGAUUGUUACCCUACCUGUAAUUAUAAAUGGACUAAAACGGGAAACAUAAGAUUUACACCUGUCAAUAAUGGCAAUUUAUCACUUGGUUCCCUUCAACGAGAUGAAGCUGGUACCUAUACCUGUACCGUUAGUAAUCCUACAAGUAAACAAGAACAAACAAAAACUGUAUCCAUCUAUGUUAUAUAUGGUCCUGAUGCAGAUUCUUUGAAAUUAAAUCCAUCCCAAUCAUCAUACACAGAAAACAAGGGGACAUCACUCAAUGACAUCACGUGUUCAGCUGCUUGCUAUCCUAAUUGUAUUUACACAUGGACAAAGUUUGGUUCCCAGUUCAUUGAGAGUGACAUAUUAUCUCUUGGUACUUUGGACAAGGAUAAAGCAGCUACUUACACAUGUACAGCUUACAACCCAACAACAAAACAUAAUAUAUCUACAAGUGUUAUUGUACAUGUUAGAUUUGGACCUACAGAAUGUAGAUUGAAUGUAACUUCUCAAUACAACUUAACAGAAGGAAGAUCCUCAUCGGAAAUGACUUGUCAAGCAGAAUGUUACCCUGAGUGUACAUAUUUAUGGACUAAUAUGUCUUCAAGCAGUUCAGUUGGUACAAAUGGAAAAUUUCAGCUGAUUAAUUCAAAAAGAUAUGAAGCUGGGACGUACAAAUGUCUUUGUGAAAAUAAACCUUUAGUCAAAAGACAGUCAUCAUUUGUGGUCAUUACAAUUCAUUACCCACCUGAUGUAACCGUGUUGCAGUCAACAACAAAUAUAACAGAAGGUAACAAUUUAACACUGACUUGUGAUGCAAAGGGAGUUCCAUCAGUCUAUCGGUAUAACAGUUUAACUCAAACGUGGAAUGGAGUUCCUAUACCUAACACAAACUCAGAGAAAAUUGGCAAACCAAAAUAUAGUUCACUUUAUAUACCAUCACUACAACUUCAAGACUCUGGUACUUACAGCUGUUUUGUUAACAAUGGAGUAAAUGCAACUGACUCUACUUCAUCUGUUAAAAUCAAAGUUAAAGGAUUUCCUAAAGUUCUCACAGGGCUCCUUACUUUCAUCGGAAAAACUGGUGACGAAACAAAUGUUAGUAUUCAGUUCUACAGUUUUCCGGAAAUACAGGAUGUGAUUUUCAAAAGUUCUGAUGACAAGGUAAUGAAAAAUGACACAACAAAGAAACAUAUAGUAUCACAUCAUGAGACCGUGGUGAAAGACAAGUUCUAUGGAAAAGAGUCAGUAUCGGCAGGCAGCAUUACGUUUCGUGUUAAGUUCUGA